UCCGGAUUGGGCCCAAGUGAAGUGACGAGGAGGAUGGAAUCGGUGCGGAAGGCGAACCAGAGAUUGCGCAACUAUCCGGUGCUGUUGGCCAAGUGUUCGGUGGCGGCCGCCGCGUACGCCACGUGUGUGACCACGGAUUUGAACGUGGCCCAUCGGGUGUGCGAGAAGGAGUUUCAGCAGUUUCAGCAGUGUUUGCAGAAGGCCGCCCGGGAAAUGGGCACGAAGCUGUGAAAUUGUUUUGUGGACAAUGCGUUUUUAGUGAAUAGUGAACGAUUAUUUAGACUAACAGUUUAGGUGGGGUAAAACGAAAGAAAGCAAUCUACUAACAACUUAUCAUUGUAAUAAAUUUA
Molecule: messenger RNA, 350 nt
Organism: Culex quinquefasciatus (southern house mosquito)
Lineage: Eukaryota; Metazoa; Arthropoda; Insecta; Diptera; Culicidae
Product: NADH dehydrogenase [ubiquinone] 1 alpha subcomplex assembly factor 8
Exons: 1
Coding region: 34-231 (65 amino acids)
Biological process (GO): mitochondrial respiratory chain complex I assembly
Cellular component (GO): mitochondrion
Source: RefSeq, a predicted model, not a curated record